Messenger RNA from Dreissena polymorpha, 4848 nucleotides. RefSeq names its product ATP-dependent translocase ABCB1-like. Bases 241 to 4386 code for a protein of 1381 amino acids. NCBI's taxonomy places the organism in Eukaryota, Metazoa, Mollusca, Bivalvia, Myida, Dreissenidae. Gene Ontology annotation, biological process: transmembrane transport. The transcript is spliced from 26 exons. The record is from RefSeq and is a predicted model, not a curated record. Gene Ontology annotation, molecular function: ABC-type transporter activity; ATP hydrolysis activity; ATP binding. Gene Ontology annotation, cellular component: membrane.
GACUGAAGUCACUGAGUACUUAAGAACGUACUCAGAAUAUAGGGUUUACAGGCGGUCUUUGGUCUUGUACUGCUAUCGAGAAAUACUACGUUCAAAUUUAGAGGGUAUAUAAAACGGUGGGAUUACCCAGUGUUAUGAAGCCCGGGAGAAACGGGUCGGUGGUUACGUUUCGGUUGUGUUAUAUCUAUACGCAUAUAAAUAACAGCAAGAGCAGAACUGAAAGUAUUGAGAAAAUAGACCAUGAGUAAAGUGACACCGAUGACAGAGUUAGCGUCCAGGGAACGCUCUGUUGUGGAGAUGACACCCGUAAUGAGUCCCGAGGAGCACUUUCACGAGAACGGUCACGUGCCAGCAACGCCGGUUGCAAACGUGAACGGUCACGUGAUAGCAACGCAAGUUGAUUACGGCAAAGAAAAGUCGGGAAACCCCAUCGGCAUCGUUAUUUCUCCGUCGGAGAAUGGAAUUACAGAAAAGAAGUCUGCACCAAGCCGGUCCAUGGUUUCUACCGACGACGGAAAGGAGAAGGCAAAGGAGGAAAAGGAGGGUGAACCCAUGGUCGGAUUGUUCGAGUUGUUCCGGUACGCAAAGAAGCUGGACGUCUUCUUCAUGAUCGUCGGCAUUAUCGCAGCCCUCGGUAACGGUUCCGCCUUUCCUCUAAUGGUCAUUGUGUUCGGGCAGAUGAUUGACGGGUUUGUCAACUCGGGCCUGUUUUCCGGAGUGGUCGAACAACUAGACGCACUUGGGGUGCUCGCCAACCUCUCGUUGUCACAGGCGCAAGUCAUAGAGAACCCGGAUCUGUUGGAUGGCAAAAUCGACAUAAUAAAGGCAUAUGAUGUCAACAACACAAUUAGGCUUGACGUGAUUCAAUCGUCUAUAGAUAACGACUUGUUAGAGGUUAUGCAAACAUACGCUUUCUAUUUCAUUGGUAUAGGAUGUGGUGUGGUUGUUCUCGGGUACCUACAAGUGACGUUAUGGAUGUUGGCCUCGGAGAGACAGACCCACAGAAUCCGGACCAUGUUCUACUCCAACAUCCUGCGUCAGAACAUUGGCUGGUUUGACGUGAAUGAGUCCACGGAAUUGAAUUCUAGACUCACCAGCGACAUCUCAAAGAUUCAUGAUGGAAUAGGAGACAAGGUUGGAGCAUUCUGUCAAUGGAUGUCAGCCUUUUUGAUAGGAUUCAUAGUUGGCUUUAUAUAUGGCUGGAAGCUCACACUGGUCAUCUUGGCCAUCAGCCCUCUCUUGGCUGGUUCAGCUUUUGUUAUGACAAAGCUGGUGGGUAUGACCUCUAACCUGGAGCUGAAGGCAUACGCCAAGUCUGGGGCUGUGGCAGAGGAGGUGCUGGGAGCCAUAAGGACAGUGGUGGCAUUUGGGGGACAGAAGAAGGAAUGCGAAAGGUACAAUGUACAUCUGGUUGAGGCGAGGGACCUAGGAGUGCGUAAGGGGUUCAUAGGGGGCCUGUCGCUGGGUAUCGUGUGGCUUAUUGUGUUCUGUGCGUAUGCCCUGGGCUUCUGGUAUGGAGCAAAGCUCUCCAGAGAAGAACCGGGAACCUACACGAUAGGAGUCGUGACGAUUGUGUUCUUUUCUGUCAUGAUCGGUGCUUUCUCCCUGGGGAAUGCCAUGCCGCACUUGCAAACCUUGGCCACGGCAAGAGGGGCAGCCUACUACGUGUACCAGCUAAUCACCAUGGAUCCCCCAAUAGACAGCUAUUCCACAGAGGGGAAGAAGCUGGACAACUUUCAAGGAAAUGUUCAGAUCCGCGGCGUUCAUUUCCGGUACCCGUCCAGGCCGGAAGCAAAGAUCCUCCAUGGAGUGAACCUUCAGAUCCAGCGAGGUCAAACGGUGGCCCUGGUGGGCUCCAGUGGCUGUGGGAAGUCCACCAUUGUUCAGCUGCUGCAGCGCUUCUAUGAUCCAGAGGAGGGGCAGAUUCUCAUUGAUGGAGUGAAUCUCAAGGACAUCAACCUAAAGUGGUGGCGGGAAAAUAUCGGCAUUGUGAGUCAGGAACCAGUGCUGUUUGGAACCACGAUAGAGGAGAACAUCCGCUAUGGGCACCUGGAUGUUACCAAGGAAGACAUAGAACAGGCGGCCAAGAUGGCCAAUGCACAUGACUUCAUCAUGGAUUUGCCACAGAAAUAUGAGACGCUGGUAGGUGAACGUGGUGCCCAGCUAAGCGGUGGACAGAAGCAGCGUAUUGCCAUCGCCCGAGCCCUUGUGCGCAAUCCCAAGAUCCUCCUGCUUGACGAGGCCACGUCAGCACUUGAUACGGAGAGUGAAGGGGUUGUACAGGACGCACUUGAAAAGGCUAGUCACGGAAGGACCACCGUUGUUAUAGCACAUCGUCUUUCCACCAUCAAGACAGCUGACAUGAUCGCUGGCUUCAAAGAUGGCGUCGUAGCAGAACAGGGCACCCACAACGAACUGAUGAGCAAACAAGGCAUCUACCAACAACUGGUCACUCUGCAGAGUAUGAAGAGUGCUGAUGAUAAUGAAAUUGAAGAUUUCAACAGAGAUGACACCAAACGACCGUCGUUACGCCACCAGAAGAGCACAAUAGACAUGACCCCGAAGAAGCAUGCCCAAGAUAAAAAGGAGGAAAUUAAAGAAGAGGAAAAGGGAGAAAAAGAAGAAGAGGUUGACGCCUCUCUUGGACGUAUUCUUAAAUUGAACAAAUCAGAGGCACCGUUCAUUGUCAUGGGAUGCUUUGCCAGCUUGGUGAAUGGCGGAGCCAUGCCCGCCUUUGCUGUGAUCUUUUCAGAGAUUCUCGGUGUGUUCGCAAUCCUAGAUGAGGGGGAACAGGAGAGGAAAAUUAUUCAGUAUGUUCUGAUGUUUGUUGGCGUUGGAGUGAUCAGUCUUAUAGCCUAUUUUGUACAGGGAUACAUGUUUGGUCGUUCGGGAGAGUAUUUGACAUUGAGGCUUCGAUCAAUGAGCUUUAAAGCCAUGCUAAGACAGGAAAUCGCCUUCUUUGAUGACCAUAACAAUAGCGUGGGAGCCUUGACAACCAGGCUGGCAACGGACGCAUCACAAGUACAAGGGGCUGCAGGCAUCAAACUCGGGUCAUCCCUCAUGGCCUUUUGCAGUGUGGUGACUGGGAUCGUGAUCGGAUUUGUGUUCAGCUGGAAAAUAUCGCUGCUUGUAAUAGCCUUCCUGCCCUUUGUCAUGAUUGGAGGAGCGCUGGAAAUGAAGAUGACGCAGGGGGCUGCGGGCAAAAACAAAGAGGCUCUUGAGUCAGCUGGAAAGAUUGCGAUAGAAUCCAUUGAGAACAUUCGCACAGUUGCUUCUCUCACAAGAGAAGAUAUGUUCCAGAAAAAGUUCAACCACGAACUUCAAAUGCCAUACAACAUUGCGCUGAAAAAAGCCCAUUUGAUUGGAAUUGGAUUUUCCCUGUCUCAGGCUGUUAUGUUCUUCGCGUACGCUGCUUCCUUCUGGUUGGGCGCAUACUUGAUAAAGCAGUCCGAAGUGGAUUAUGUGGAUGUAUUCAAGGCAUUCUCUGCGAUAUUGUUUGGAGGAAUGGCUAUAGGCAAUGCGAGUGCGUUCGCCCCUGAUGCUGCCAAAGCGGAACAAUCCGCCAAGGAAAUCUUUAAACUGAUUGACAAGAAACCAGAUAUCGACAACGAAUCAGAAAAGGGCGAACAACUUCAUACAUUCACAGCAAAUCUCAGCUUCGCGAAUAUCAUAUUCCGCUACCCCACCCGCCCAGACACCACUAUACUGAAGGGGCUCGACCUUGAGGUUCCACAAGGUCAGACAGUGGCCCUUGUUGGCAGCUCAGGUUGCGGAAAAUCUACCACUGUACAGCUCACAGAGAGGUUUUAUGACCCUGCAGAUGGAAUUGUGAGCCUGGACGGACACAAUCUUAAGGACCUCAACCUGCAGUGGCUGCGCUCACAGAUUGGCAUCGUUUCCCAGGAACCCGUGCUGUUUGACCGAACCAUCGCAGAGAACAUCGCCUAUGGCGACAACUCAAGGGAGGUAACCAUGGACGAGAUCAUUGAUGCAGCACGCAAGGCUAACAUACACAACUUCAUCGCAUCUUUACCUGAUGGUUACAAUACCAGAACAGGAGAGAAGGGGGCCCAGCUAAGUGGAGGUCAGAAACAACGGGUUGCAAUUGCACGCGCUCUGGUGCGGAAUCCAAAAAUUUUACUCCUUGAUGAGGCCACAUCUGCCUUGGAUACAGAGAGUGAAAAGAUUGUUCAAGAAGCGCUGGACAACGCUCGCGCAGGUCGCACCUGCAUCACAAUCGCUCAUCGGUUAUCGACCAUACAGAAUGCGGACAAGAUCUGUGUGAUACGGCACGGCGUUGUCACAGAACAAGGUCGCCAUGGUGAACUGAUGCAGAAGCAGGGCUUCUACUACAAGCUUAACAUGGCACAGGCCCGCAAGAAAUGAUCAUUUAAGAAAAUUAAAUGUUUGACUGUCAUGUAAGACGAAUUGCCAUGCAUGCUAAAUAUUCAUUUGAUAACUUUUAUAUUUAUUUGAGAUUGAAGAGUGUACAAGAUGUGUAUAGUAAUUAAGGGAUUUAACAGCAUGUUCCUUAAUAUCUGUCCAAAAUAUUUUAUAAAUUCUGCAGAGAUACCAUCAGAUCCUGGAUUUUUAUUAUUGCCAUAUCUUACAAUGCUUUAGCGCAUUCAUGCUGUGAUAGAUACUUUUGUUCAUUUUGCGUUUGUUCUUGACAUAUUUUAGUGCGUAUGUUAGUAAAGAAACGUUCAUAAUUGUUGUUUUUCUAUAUUGGUGUAUGUUUUAUACAGAAUUCUAUAAAAGUUUGCUGUGUGAUUUAGUAUCUCUUUUUGGUCUUGUAUUAUGCAAUCCACUGUGCCUUACUUUUUGAGUCUAUCAGUUGUUUGCAUAUAU